AACAAUUUCAUUUCUCGCAUUCCUUCACCUUCUCAUCCCAUUUCCAAAUUUUCUCUUCUCAACAAUGGAUCCCGUCAAUGUUUGGGGAAAUUCCUCACUCGAAAGCGUCGACCCAGAAAUCAACGACUUGAUCGAGAAAGAGAAGCGCCGCCAAUGCUCCGGCAUCGAGCUAAUCGCCUCCGAGAACUUCACUUCCUUCGCCGUCAUCGAAGCUCUCGGCAGCGCGCUAACCAACAAAUACUCGGAGGGUAUGCCCGGCAACCGUUACUACGGCGGCAACGAAUACAUCGACCAGAUCGAGAAUCUCUGCCGUUCCCGCGCUCUCCAAGCCUUCCAUUUGGACGCCACUAAAUGGGGCGUCAAUGUGCAGCCCUACUCCGGUUCUCCGGCUAAUUUCGCCGCCUACACGGCCGUGCUCCAACCCCAUGACAGGAUUAUGGGUCUUGAUCUGCCGUCAGGCGGUCAUUUGACUCAUGGGUAUUACACUUCCGGCGGGAAAAAGAUCUCGGCGACUUCGAUUUAUUUUGAGAGUUUGCCUUACAAGGUUAAUUCGACAAAUGGGUACAUUGAUUAUGAUAAGUUGGAGGAGAAAGCUUUGGAUUUCAGACCUAAAUUGAUAAUUUGUGGUGGGAGCGCUUAUCCUAGAGACUGGGAUUAUGCCAGAUUUAGAUCUGUUGCUGAUAAAUGUGGUGCUUUAUUGCUCUGUGAUAUGGCUCAUAUUAGUGGCCUUGUUGCUGCUCAGGAAGCUGCCAAUCCCUUUGAGUUUUGUGAUAUUGUCACAACCACAACCCACAAAAGUUUGAGGGGUCCUAGGGCUGGUAUGAUCUUCUACAGGAAGGGACCUAAGCCACCCAAGAAGGGCCAGCCAGAGGAUGCAGUUUACGACUUUGAAGACAAGAUCAACUUUUCCGUUUUCCCUUCUCUUCAGGGUGGUCCUCACAACCACCAGAUUGGUGCUCUUGCCGUUGCAUUGAAACAAAGUAUGCUCCCUGGGUUCAAGGCUUAUGCCAAACAAGUCAAGGCCAAUGCAGUUGCCCUCGGGGAAUACUUGAUGAGCAAGGAUUACAAGCUGGUCACUGGAGGAACCGAGAAUCACCUUGUCCUCUGGGAUCUCCGUCCUCUUGGAUUGACCGGCAACAAAGUUGAAAAGCUGUGUGACCUUUGCAAUAUCACCGUAAACAAGAACGCUGUGUUCGGUGAUAGCAGUGCUUUGGCUCCUGGAGGAGUAAGAAUCGGUACCCCUGCCAUGACCUCAAGAGGUUUGGUCGAGAAGGAUUUCGUACAGAUUGGAGAAUUCCUUCACCGUGCAGUGUCCCUGACAUUGAGCAUCCAGAAGGAAUAUGGAAAGCUGUUGAAGGACUUCAACAAAGGUUUGGUGAACAACAAAGACAUUGAGGCUCUCAAGGCUGAUGUUGAGAAGUUCUCGACCUCCUUUGACAUGCCCGGCUUCCUCAUGUCUGAAAUGAAGUACAAGAAUUAGGUCUAAAUACUUAUCAUGUAGCGUCUUUAUUUGCUGAACUUCAGCGUCCACCGGAAAGCGAAAAAGGGCUUCCAUUUGUGUGUUUUGUUUUGUUCUGUUUUUUUUUGGUCCAGUAGGUUAGCUAUCAAUUUUUAAUUUGAUUUGGGGUUUAUGGUGGUGAUCUAAAGUUUUGUUGUUGGAGGUUGGGAUGUUUCAUCCUCUUAAUGACCUAAUGAUGCUCAUUCCUCAAACUAAUAAAGUAAUUACUUAUGUUAA
Mercurialis annua (annual mercury) is the source of this 1735-nucleotide messenger RNA. RefSeq names its product serine hydroxymethyltransferase 4. Gene Ontology annotation, molecular function: pyridoxal phosphate binding; cobalt ion binding; zinc ion binding. Bases 65 to 1480 code for a protein of 471 amino acids. NCBI's taxonomy places the organism in Eukaryota, Viridiplantae, Streptophyta, Magnoliopsida, Malpighiales, Euphorbiaceae. The record is from RefSeq and is a predicted model, not a curated record. Gene Ontology annotation, biological process: tetrahydrofolate interconversion; folic acid metabolic process; L-serine catabolic process. The transcript is spliced from 4 exons. Gene Ontology annotation, cellular component: cytoplasm.